Messenger RNA from Nicotiana attenuata, 2448 nucleotides. RefSeq lists its product as uncharacterized. The record is from RefSeq and is a predicted model, not a curated record. Lineage: Eukaryota; Viridiplantae; Streptophyta; Magnoliopsida; Solanales; Solanaceae. The coding region runs from base 1 to 2448 and encodes 815 amino acids. The transcript is spliced from 3 exons.
AUGGCAGAUCCAGGAGUGAAUCAUGAGAUUGACAAAGGUACCAUUGAUUCUGCUACUAACUUGACACAAUCAGUUGAAUUGGACAGUAGAAUACCUAAAUAUGACAGUGGAAAGAACAAAAGUCUGGGUACAUGCAUAGCUUCAACUUCGAGUGUAUCACCUAUGGUUCAAUCGCAACCAAAUACACAUGCAGAUGAAAAUCUGCAGAAAUUGAAGGCUAACAAGGACUCAACUGCUUCGGAGUGGGUCAAUCUGUUUGCUAACAAUCGAAUAGCAUCCAAUGGCAUUGCUCUAUCUUACAUAGCCCCGACGAUUGUGGAUGGUAAUGUGGUUAUUCAACUAGAUCCAGUUGAGACUGCGAAAGAGGUUGAAAAGUGGAAGCAUUCGCUGAUUGUUGCGGUAUUAGGAGAAAUCCCAGGCUAUAAUCAGAUGAAGAGAUAUAUUAAUCACAAUUGGUCAAAAGCCUCAUGGUCUGAAUUGUUUUGGCAUGAAAAAGGAUAUUUCAUUGCCAAAUUCAAAGAGGAAGAUGACCUCAAGGAAGUCCUGUAUGGAGGGCCUUACACGAUUAAUAAUCGACCUAUUAUCCUGAAGAAAUGGUCUCUUGAUGUAGAAUUUGAUACAGCCUUUCUCAAAGAGAUUCCCCUAUGGGUCUCUUUUCCUAAUUUACCUAUGGCUUACUGGGGAAAAGAGUCUCUAAGCAGGCUGGGAAGUGCUAUUGGAGUGCCACUAUUUGCUGAUGAAUGUACAGCUAAUCAGUCGAGAAUCUCAUUUGCGAGGAUGCUAAUUGAAGUGAACAUUACUAAGCCACUACCAACUGGAGUCACAAUACAGGAUCCUUCUGGAAAGAUGUACAAGCAAGUGGUGCGGUUUGAAUGGCAACCUGAAUUCUGCUCUGAUUGUCAACAGCUGGGGCAUAUAUGCAAACGCAAUGAGGAAGUUCAAGGGAGACCUCAAAAUAUUCAGAAAGUAUAUGGCAAAGCUCAUCAGCCAGCAAAGGAGUGGAGAAGCAAAGGCAGUAUACAACAGAACACAAGUAAGGAGCUAACUAAACCAAACACUAAUUCCAAUAGUGCUGAAACAGUAUCUCCCAUAGCCCAAGUUGCCCCUACAGUAUUUCAUAAUAUAAUAGCUGGAAAAUCAGUGGAUACUGCACAGGGCAUGACACAUGCUAAAAGGCAUGAGAAUAGUGUAUUGAGAGACAAAAAUAGUGUUUUAACUCCCAGAACAAAUGUAGGUGAUACUGAUUUUUCAAUUAUCACAAAGAACACUUUUGAAGUGCUAUCAGGAGGUCCAGGGGGUAGACAACCACCAGAUAGAGGUGGUACAUCAGUUAAUGGGAGAAUAUGGUUACUAGUGGACAGUAAUAUAUGGCAAGUAGAUGUGAUUCAAACAGAUGCUCAAUUUAUUCACUGCAUCAUUAGUAACUCUUCUAUCAGGUGUGCUAUGACUGUGGUAUAUGGGUAUAAUAGCUUAGAGAAGAGGAAGGAGAUGUGGCAAAAGCUUCAAAGUCUUGCACAAACUAUUAACUAUCCAUGGUUGUUGUGGGGGGAUUUUAAUGCUAUCAUUUCUACCCAAGAUAGAGUAUCAAAGGUUGCUCCUACUCAAGCUGAUAUACAAGAUUUUGCAAACUUUUGUUCUGACACAAUGUUGAUUGAAAUCCCUUGGAGAGGGGAAUUCUUUACAUGGACAAAUGGACAAAUGGGUGAAGACAGGGUUGUUAGCAGGUUAGAUAGAGCUUUGGGGAAUGAUGAAUGGAUGAUGAAUUUUGAUCACCUAACAGUUGAAAUAGGAGAUCCAUUUAUAUCAGACCACUCACCCCUCACCCUAAAAUUCCAUAGGAGAAAUAAUAGUAUAAGAGUGCCAUUCAGGCUGAAAGCAAUGAAGCCUGUAUUCAAGGACUUAAACAAUAAAAACUUCAGAAAUAUCAUAGAAAAGAUAAACCAAGCAAGAAGAGAACUUAUUGAAUACCAACAAGAAAUGAAUAGAAAUUAUUCAGAUCAACUAAGAAUGAUGGAGAAAGAGGCCAUAUUUCAAUUAGAAAAAUGGUCAAGUAUUAAAGAGAAGAUUCUGCAGCAGAAAUCUAGAGCUCACUGGAUCAAUGUUGGAGAUGGAAACAACAAAUAUUUCUUUGCAAUGUUGAAAGACAGGACAAGCAGGAAAAAUAUUCAUACACUAACAGCUCUGAAUGGUGAAAUACUAACAGACCCUAAAAGAAUUAAGAAGGAGAUAGUGGACUUCUAUAGGGCCCUUAUGGGAACUGCAGCUACUACUCUUCCAGCUGUUAACAUGCAAAUUCUGAAAAAGGGGCCUCAACUAAAUCAUCAGCAGAUAGUGGAACUGACCAAAGAUAUAUCCAAACAUGAAGUAAAUGAAUGUAUGCAUGCUAUUGGUAAUGAUAAAGCUCCUGGCAUUGAUGAUUAUAAUGUUGUCUUCUUCAAAAAAGCAUGA